UAUUGGAUUUUUUUAAUUACUGCAGGUUAAAACAGCUGAUACAGGGUAUAUGUCUCGUAGGCUGAUUAAAGCUUUGGAGGACCUAUCCAUUCAAUAUGAUAACACAGUACGAAAUGCUAGCGGAUGUAUAGUUCAAUUCGUUUAUGGUGAUGAUGGUAUGGAUCCGUCACAAAUGGAAGGGAAAGGUGGAGUUCCCUUGAAUUUUGAGCGAUUACUUUUGAAAGUCAAGGCUACAUGUCCUCCUGGAGAACACAAAAGCUCCUCUCCUUCAGAAAUUCUUGAAUAUGACAUGACUCCUGAUGGAGGUUGCUCUGAUGCCUUCAAAGAGUCAUUGUCUGAAUUUAUUCAAGAAUGCAGUAGAAGAUUAAAAAGGACAAGAAAAGCACUCAAAUUGGAUGAUGAGCAAGUUGAGGGAGAAAAUUGCAAUAUUCUUGAAAAUGUUGCUCAAAAUAUAUCUGGUGUUACUUCCAGGCAGCUACAGGUAUUUAAUAUGUUAACCCUAUCUGUUUUUUUGGCUAGUUUCACUUUUUCCUUGAUGACUUCCUUACUCUAAAUAAAUGCUUUCAGG
Molecule: messenger RNA, 568 nt
Organism: Camellia sinensis
Lineage: Eukaryota; Viridiplantae; Streptophyta; Magnoliopsida; Ericales; Theaceae
Source: RefSeq, a predicted model, not a curated record